Messenger RNA from Anneissia japonica, 1013 nucleotides. RefSeq lists its product as uncharacterized. The coding region runs from base 50 to 682 and encodes 210 amino acids. NCBI's taxonomy places the organism in Eukaryota, Metazoa, Echinodermata, Crinoidea, Comatulida, Comatulidae. The record is from RefSeq and is a predicted model, not a curated record. The transcript is spliced from 2 exons.
UGCGCAUAUGCAAUUGUAGUUGGAAAAAAAUUAGCAAACAAAAACUAAAAUGCAGGUGCUUGGUGCUUGGUGUGACGACGAACGAAGCGCGUUGUGUAACACGCGGUUGGAUGAUGAAAAUCGGCGGCUGAUGGUUGAAAAGUAUCGAAUAUGCCUGGAAAGUGUGUUUUUAACGAUUUAUGGCUUCGGAAAGAACAUUACAAAGGUUGGCUUGCAAAUUCGGGAACAAACGAUCGUCAUACAGCACGAUGUAUGUUAUGUUCGAAAACCUUCGAUAUUUGGCAACAUGGGAGAAGCCGCUGUUGUUAGCCAUAUGAAAGGGAAGAAGCAUCAUAAUUUAGUGUCUACUGGAAGCUCGUCGUCGGGGGGAAACGCGAACAUAUCAGACUUUUUUAGCGCUAGUAGUACCACAAGUAACAAACGCUGUACUAAACCAGAUGCAGCAGUUGGCAAUACAAACACGGAAAAGCAACAGGGCACCUUGACGAAUGCAGUGUGUAAUAAAGAUGAUCAUUGGAAAGCAGAAAUCCUAUGGUCCAUGAAGACAGUAGUAGACAAAUACUCGUAUAAGAGUUGUGAAAAUGUCAGUCAAGUGUUUCAGAGGAUGUUUCCACAUAGCACUAUUGCAAAGCAUUUCACUUGCGGAGAGCGAAAAUGUGCAUAUAUUGUUAUUAAUUCAUAGUUACUCUAAUAACUAUUCUACAGUUAAACUUUCUUUAUUAUAUAGUUGGAUUUGUUUAGACUAGACAAGUCUGUUCUGCAAUUAUGCAUCCGCAAUGCAGAAUAUAAGCAAUAUUAUUUCAAAAUACCAGUUAUUAAAGAUUUUUAUAUAAUUUGUUUUUUUUUGUUUCACUAAAUAGAACACUCAUUUAAAGAAUAAAAGAAAAAGUUGCCUUGUAAAAAAUGUUCCGUGUCAUUAUUUUUGUGUGAAAUGGUUUUGGAAAUUCAACAUUUUGGCUCUGGAAAACUCUUGGAAAAGUUUUGGAAUUUUCCCAAGUUCAAAGUGUAUGAAC